AUGAUCGAUGUGAAGCUAGACGUUCAGUCGACUGCAUCAAGUUUUCAUCUUCCUUUAGAUGAAUGUCCUAAGACAGCGGAAGAAAGAGAGUAUAUGAGUAACGGUCCAUAUGAUUCGGUAGUUGGAAGCCUUAUGUAUGUGAUUUUUUACACAUGCCUAGAUAUCUGUUUCGCAGUAGAAAUGAUUACUCGAUAUCAGGUGAAUCUAGGUCUCAAGCAUUGGCAAGCUGUAAAGCAUAUAUUAAGGUAUCUUAAAAGAACUAGGGAUUAUAUGCUUAUUUAUUCCGAUGAGAACCUUACUCCUGUCAGAUACACAGACUCAGACUUCCAAACCUAUAAAGAUUUGAGGAAAUCGAUGUCAGGAAAUGUAUUCGUUCUAGGUCGUGGAGCCAUAAUAUGGAGAAGUGUAAAAAUAACUUGCACUGCUAACUCUACUAUGGAGGUUGAGUAUGUGGUUGCUUCUGAGGCAACGAAAGAAGCAAUAUCGCUUCAAAAGUUCUUAACCGAUCUUAUAGUCAUUCCUGGUAUGAAAAAAGCUAUAACAUUGUAUUGUGAUAACAGUGUUGCAAUAGCUAAUACCAAGGAAACGAGAAGUCACAGGGGUACGAAACACAUUGAUCGGAAAUAUCACUUGAUAAGAGAGGCAGUAGUUGAAGGAAUUGUAAAUGUACUGAAAGUAGCUUCUGAAGAUAAUAACCUUGCGGAUCUAUUUACUAAGACUCUUGUAACUAGGAGUUUUAACAAAGACAUCGAGGAUAUGUGA
Molecule: messenger RNA, 762 nt
Organism: Gossypium raimondii (Peruvian cotton)
Lineage: Eukaryota; Viridiplantae; Streptophyta; Magnoliopsida; Malvales; Malvaceae
Product: secreted RxLR effector protein 161-like
Exons: 1
Coding region: 1-762 (253 amino acids)
Source: RefSeq, a predicted model, not a curated record